Ictalurus punctatus (channel catfish) is the source of this 3180-nucleotide messenger RNA. RefSeq names its product ubiquitin specific peptidase 2b (gene usp2b). Gene Ontology annotation, biological process: protein deubiquitination. Lineage: Eukaryota; Metazoa; Chordata; Actinopteri; Siluriformes; Ictaluridae. Gene Ontology annotation, cellular component: cytoplasm. Bases 273 to 1832 code for a protein of 519 amino acids. Gene Ontology annotation, molecular function: cysteine-type deubiquitinase activity. The record is from RefSeq and is a predicted model, not a curated record. The transcript is spliced from 13 exons.
UUCCGCGUUUGUCAUCCACGUCGCCAUGGCGACAGCUUGGGGGCGGUGCCUUGACUACAGCUAAACCCAGCAGCUUUUUCUGCUCUCUCAUUAACACACGCUUCUGUAACGGUACUAAAGGCUGUGUAACACCGAGCAGACAGCGCACUGACGUUUCUGCAGGAAUUCAUCAGGAACGGAUCCAUUUUGGCGGAGGACAGAGAGAUGAACCCGAGCUCUGCUGUUUGGAUCACUCUGCUGCACAGCUAAAUCCCUCCACCCACCUUUUCAUCAUGUCUCCAGUUUUCUCAUCUCCCAAAUACACGACCGGCUCCACUCUACUCAGCCCUUUUCGGCCAUAUGACCCCUACGAUCCUUAUGGUCCCUAUAAUUCCUACGACCACAGCCAGACUUUUAUCUCUCAAGGUCAUCCUCAGCCCUCCAGAUAUUCGCCCUCUACAUCACGCUACUUUUUCCCCAGCUCAUGUCCAGCCCAAGUAGCCCUCUCCCUCCCUAACGAGCGAGGGCGAGCUGUACCCCGUGCCAACCCCCAUGAAAUUUUCCGCAGCGAGAGCUCAGGCCGUAUGCAGGCCAAAGGUCAAAUCCCACGGUCGAAUGGGAUACGACGUCGAUCACCAUCACAGGGGUGGCACCGCUCGGUGAACCAGUUGGACCUGGCGCAGGAAUUGGCAAUGGUAGAGCUGUGUGGGCACAGUGAGGGCGGGAAAGGACCAUUAAGGGCGGUUUCUUUUGGGGAGAAUACCAGUCGGGCAUUUGGCAGCUGCUCAGGACCAUUCUACUGGAGCUCUGAGAACUCCAAGAACGCUCAAGGACUUGUGGGUCUAAGGAACCUGGGGAACACUUGCUUCAUGAACUCCAUUCUGCAGUGUCUGAGUAACACGCACGACCUGCGUGACUACUGUCUGCGCAACACACACCGUACCGACCUCAACAACAACUGCAGGGCCAAAGCGGCUCUAAUGGAGGAGUUUGCCAAGCUGACUCAGACACUGUGGACAUCAGCGAGCAACGACGCCAUCAGCCCCUCUGACUUUAAGACGCAGAUUCAGAAGUACGCUCCGCGCUUCAUGGGCUACAAUCAGCAGGAUGCUCAGGAGUUCCUGCGCUUCCUCCUGGACGGGCUCCAUAAUGAAGUGAACCGAGGGUCACUGAGGCCCAGAGCGCCCACAGAGGACGCUUACGACCACCUCUCGGAUGACGAGAAAGCCAAGAGAAUGUGGAACAAGUACCUGGAGAGAGAAGACAGCAAAGUAGUUGAUCUGUUUGUUGGCCAGCUGAAGAGUACACUGACCUGCAGCGAGUGUGGCUUCUGCUCCACUGUAUUCGAUCCGUUCUGGGAUCUGUCUCUACCUAUUGCCAAGAGCUCUGGAGAGGUGAUGCUGAUCGACUGCCUCCGGCUUUUCGCCAAGGAAGAUGUACUGGAUGGGAAUGAGAAACCAACAUGCCAAAGGUGUAAAGCCAGGCGGAAAUGCACGAAGAAAUUCACCAUUCAGAAAUUUCCCAAAGUCCUGGUGCUUCAUCUAAAGCGAUUCUCUGAAGCUCGCCUGAAAACCGCCAAACUCUCUACGUUCGUCAACUUUCCCAUCAAAGAGCUGGACCUGUGCGAGUUCGCUUCAGACAACAGCACGCACGCCGUGUAUAACCUGUAUGCAGUGUCUAAUCACACAGGCACCACACUGGGUGGCCAUUACACAGCAUACUGCCGCAACCCUUCCACAGGAGAGUGGUACUCGUACAACGACUCCAGGGUGAGCCCUAUGUCCUCCAGCCAAGUGCGCAGCAGUGAUGCCUAUGUGCUGUUCUACGAGCUUGCUAACUCCUCGCGCUUGUGAUCCAGCCUCGUCUCCGGCCUAAAGAAUUAUUCUGGGAUCAACAUGGGGCUAAACACUGGCCUGGACUUGAGACUAAACCUCAGCAAUAGCUGUGCUUUGAGCCACAACAUGAGAUUGUUUUUAAGACUUCACUUGCCUAGGACAUGAUUUCAGACAGCCCUAAACAAGCUCUGGUAUAAGAGCUUCCUCAUCCUGUAUUCCACUGGAUGUAGACUGCCGCUGCUAAAGGGAUGGGGAUGAAAACACUCCUUGUAUGAAGAAAGAAAGCAACUGGAACACUACCUCUCACAAUGAGCAGGACCGAGUGUGUGUGUGUGUGUGAGUGAAGACGGAUGUCAAAGAACUAUGCACUGUGUACCUGGAGCUCUUUGUUCCUCUACAGUCACUCAUCGCGACUGCAUUGUGACUUUAAUUUAUUCUGGUAUUUUAAUGUUUUUCAUUUUGAGACUCUGGAUCUGAUUAUGAGUCACAACAGUGAGAAGUCACCCAAAAUCUUUUUCAUAAAUACAUAUCUGCCCAUAUCUUCAUUUACAGUAUUUGCAUCACACUGCACUGUUCAGCUGCACAAUCUAAGUCAAAAGGUGGGCAUUUUAUUAUCAUCAGCAUCUGGCCUAUUCAUAAUGAUUGGGUCUUACUGUAUACUUUAUGAUUUGUAGUUAGAUCGUACUGUGUCCCAAACCAUAUGGAUGAUUGGUUUUGUUUUGUUUUUUUGUUUUUGUAUGCCUGUGUAACUACUGAAGAACUGGAUGUAGUUCUGGGAUAUUUAUGGAAAAGAUUUUUUUUUUUUUAGAUAGACAUCCAUUACUUGUUAGCUACACUUGCUUUACAACUCCAGAAACAAAUGUCAUCAAGCUUUUGGGGAACAUGGAAUGUUUUGUACUCCAUUUUGUUUUGUUUCUCUUUUUUUUUUAACUACUUUUCCAAAACAGAGGAGAUGAUUCGCCCCCUAGUGGAGCUCAUCUUUGCAAUGCUGGUUUUGUUUUAUUUUGUGACCACAGGAUUCACUUUCAUGUGAAAGCAGGUUUUACAGCACAAGGAGCCACCUGGUGUAUCUGUGCGCAUUGUCUGUUUGAGAAAGAGAGAGAGUGUGUGUGUGUGUGUGUGUGUGUGUGUGUGUGUGUGUGUGUGUGUGUGUGUGUGUGUGUGUGUGUGAGAUACAGAUGGUGUGAUAUUUUAUUUAUGAAGUACAAUGUAUGUAUGUAUGUAUGUGAGUGAGUGAGGGAGUCACAAUUAUGUGACUCACACAGAUUGAGUCCUUCCUGUCCAUGGGGCUCCACAUGUCAAGUAUGUUUGGCUUUUUAAAAGCCAGAUAGAUGUACAUAUGAAUAAAUUAACCAAUUUGACCAUA